UGGGUGCUUAUAAGACGGGCGUCUCGGGAGGCAGCCGUCCGCACGGCGCAGGGAUGGCGCCUCUGCAGCUGCUCCUCCUGCUCUCGCUGCUCGCUGCGUCCUCGGCCUCCCAGCAGGCCCUGGGCUCCUGCCGCAUCGUCUGCGACCCCCCCGCCUCGGGGGCAGCCAGAGGGGAACACGGUGUGGUCGUCCCCCUCUCCGCCGGCGCCCCCGGACCCCCGGGGCCGGCGGGUCCCCCCGGCAAAGCGGGGCCGAGGGGCAGCCCUGGAAUACCGGGGCCCCCAGGGGGGCCUGGCACUGCCACACGCCCCAGGAUCGCCUUCUACGCGGCCCUCUCUGAGCUGUUCACCCAGCAGGACGUCCUGAGGUUCACCGACGUCAUCACCAACCUGGGCGCCGACUACAGCCCCGGCAGUGGCAAGUUCACCUGCAGGGUGCCGGGGGUCUACGUCUUCAGCUACCACAUCCUGAAGGACGGGGAGCACAUGUGGGCCGACCUCAUGCUGAACAACCAGGUCUACGCCAGCUCCACCGCGCAGGACGCCAGCAGCAAAUUCGACACCGCGGCCAACAGCGCCGUGCUGCAGCUGAAGGCUGGGGACGAGGUCUACGUGAAGCUGGACGGGGGGCAGGUCAUGAAAGACGGCGCCCAGGGCAGAUACAGCACCUUCUCCGGGUACCUCCUGUACGAAGACUGAAACCCCUCCCCGCCGCAGCCCAGCUCGAACCCUCGACUUGCCGCUGAGAGUCUUGCACAGCUGCGCGGUGUCUCCUGCCUUGAGACCUGUCUGUAGCCACCAGUAUACAGUAUGUGAAUGUGAGCGUGGCAAAUUAAUCAAUAAAGCCCUUGACCUGCUC
Lepisosteus oculatus (spotted gar) is the source of this 858-nucleotide messenger RNA. RefSeq names its product complement C1q-like protein 3. The record is from RefSeq and is a predicted model, not a curated record. Gene Ontology annotation, molecular function: protein binding. Lineage: Eukaryota; Metazoa; Chordata; Actinopteri; Semionotiformes; Lepisosteidae.